UGUAAGGAAGAGCGGGGCGGCGCGUGUCCAGGCUGCCGGUGGCGGCGGCGGCGGCGGCGGCGAGAUGGGCGACGACAUGGACGUGAUCCCCGAGCGGGAGAUGAAGGAUUUUCAAUUCCGAGCCCUGAAGAAAAUCCGGAUCUUCGAAGCCCCCGAGGAUCUUCCCAAGGAACGUGGCAACCUGCUGGUCGUGUCCAACAAAUACGGGCUGACCUUCACCGGCUGUGCAGCCGGACUGCAAAUCUUUCAGACGAAAAACCUGCUUAUGCAGAUUCAGGCUGGAGAUUCUCCUAAUAAAAUAGUAGAGAAUGUCCAGGGUCUUUUUGUCCCAACCAAGUUUUGGGUGCAUCACUUGGCGCUCAGCUGCGAUAACCUCACGCUGUCGGUUUGCAUGGCCUCGAAUGAAGUUGGGUCUUUCAUCGGCUUUUUCGACGUCCGCACUUUUGUGAAUCAGGCUAAACAGCAAAAACGGCCAUUUGCUUAUCAAAAGAUGGCAGGGGCGCUGGUCAACGACCUUAAGUGGAAUCCGGUGAAUGCCACGAUGUUAGCUGUCUGUCUGUCCGAUGGGAGCGUCUCCGUCCUGCAGGUGGCGGAAACCGUGAAGGUGUACGCCACACUUCCUGCUUCGGUGGCCGUCACAUCCGUAUGUUGGAGUCCUAAAGGAAAACAACUGGCAGUCGGCAAGCAGAAUGGCACAGUGGUCCAGUAUCUGCCAAACCUGCAGGAAAAGAAAACAAUUCCUUGCCCUCCAUUCUACGUGGCAGAUAAUCCUGUCAAAGUCCUGGAUGUGUUGUGGAUUGGCACUUACGUCUUCACCAUCAUUUACGCCGCUGCGGACGGCAGCUUAGAAACUUCCCCCGAAGUGGUUAUGGCUCUGUUGCCGAAAAAAGAAGAGAAGAGGCCCGAGCUGUUUGUAAACUUUAUGGAGCCUUGUUAUGGGAGUUGCACUGAGAGGCUGCACCACUACUUCCUUAACUUCGUUGAAGAUUGGGAUCUGGUCUUAUUAGCUUCUGCCGCUUCCACCGAAGUCAGCAUCCUGUCAAGACAAGGGGAUCAGACUAACUGGGAACUGUGGGUGUUGGAAGACUCCAGUCGUGCAGAGCUUCCCGUGACGGAUAAAAGCGACGAUUCCUUGCCGGUCGGAGUUGCCAUUGAUUAUAGCAACAACAUGCCCAUAACUAUCAGUGAAGAUAAAACCUUGGAUCCCGCUCCGGUCUUGAUGUUGUUAUCCACAGACGGGGUGUUAUGCCCCUUUUACAUGGUCAAUCAAAACCCCGGCGUCCGAUCUCUUCUGGUGGCCCCCGAACCUCUCUCUGCAGAAGGGGAGAGAGGAGCAAAACCCACAGGCACCACCACUCCUUCAGCUGCUGCCAAGAGCGAUGCUCCCCCAGCCCCUCCGGCCCCGGGUCCCUCCUUAGUCCCAAGCAGUGGGGCCACCCCCUUCUCUUUUACAAGUCCCCCUCUCAAAGCCCCUGUCCCGGCUCCGAAUUCUUCCCUGCCUUAUCCCUUCCCCUCGGAGGCCUCGACAGCAGCGGUUCCCGGGCCCAGCACAAGCAAGGCCGCCGAGUUCUCUUCUCCCGCCACCCCAAAAGCACCACAAGUUCCCGUCUCCUCGUCCGGCCUCGUCCCGGGGUCCGCUCCGUCUUUCUCCUUCGGGUCGGUGAGCUUCAAGAGCCGCGUUGACGGGCCCGUUCCUCCCGUCGUGACAAAGCCCAGCUUUGCCCCAGCGGUGUCCUCUGUCAAGGUCAACCUCAAUGAAAAGUUUGCCGCUGCCGAGUCUGCUGCCCCUCCUCCUGCCAACACCAGCCAAGGUUCUUUGCCUUUCCUCUUUCCCGUGGCUGCAAAAUCUACCUCUGCAGGACCCCUAAACCUGGCCACGCCGCCUCCUGCCCCAAUAAAGGCUUCUACCCCGGUGACUGCUGCAACAGUGCGUCCAUCUCAGAGCGCUCCCGCAACCUCGGGCCUUCAGAAAGCUGCCAAGAUAUCCCCAGUUGCUCCGAAAACGAGCCCUUCGCAGAGUCGGCAGCAGCCUGCCGGUGUUGGAGUGGAGAAGCAGCCCUGCCAGUGGAAAGAGACGGAUCCUGUCAUCGUCGGGAUAAGAGAAGAGAUCGCCCAUUUCCAGAAAGAGUUGGAGGAACUCAAGGGUCGAACUGCCAAGGCCUCGUUUCAGGUGGGCGGCGAAGAGGAGAAGAAGAAGUUACGCGUGGAAGCCAGUGACCUGCACACUUUUCUGCUGGAAAUCAAAGAGACCACAGAGUCCCUUCACGGAGACAUCAGCCUUCUGAAGACCGAUUUGUUGGAAGGUUUUGCAGGGGUGGAGGAAGCCCAGGAGAAGGACGAGCAGGCUCAUAACUCGGAGUACUUGCGCCUGCUUUACAAGAAGCCUUUGGACCCCAAGAGCGAAGGGCAGCUUCAGGAAAUCCGUCGCUUGCAUCAGUACGUGAAGUUUGCCGUCCAAGACGUGAACGACGUUCUGGAUUUAGAGUGGGAUCGGCACCUGGAACAGCAGAAGAAGCAGAAGCGUUUAGCUGUCCCCGAGCGAGAGACUCUCUUCAACGCCCUGACAAACAACCGGGAAAUCAUCCACCAGCAGAGGAAGAGGCUGAAGAAGUUGGUAGACAGCUUGUACGAGCUCCGUCUGUACAACCAAGUCACUCCGUGGAACGGGUCCGCUCCCGUUUCUUCUCACACCAGCAUCCAAAGCUUGGAGAGUGAGCUGGAGAAUCUGAGCAACGCCUUAACGAAAGCCACGCUGGAAUCGUCCACCAAAGCUUCAUCCCCGUCAGCUGCUAAGUUGUCCCUGGUGAAGCAGGCUCAGCUAAGGAAUUUCUUGUCCAAGAGAAAACUGCCACCUGUCCGCUCGACAGCACCAGCAACUCUGUCCCAAUCGGCUUUCCUGUCUCUGAGAUACGACGAAGACCUGGAUGACAUCAGCUCCGCGUCUUCGGUCACCCCGUCCUUGGAGAACGAGGACACGGAAGCGGUGGAUCAGGAGGAAGCGGAGGAGGUGGUACCAAUCCAAGCGCCUCGUCACGCCCCGGUCGUCCGGACGCCUUCGAUCCAACCUCCCCUGUUGUCACAGCCCCUGCCUCUUGGCAAACCCCACAUCACAAUGGGCACUUUAACGUCUACCCCUAAGCCCAUCAUCCCUGGGGCAGAGAACACAAUGUUGGCAACGAAGACGGUGAAGCACCGAGCCGCCAUUUCUUCCGUCACUCUCCCAGCCCCCCAGGCUGCUGCAGAAGCUGCCUUGAGAAGACAGGUGGCGAACCAGAAUCCAGCGGCAAACACCUCCCUGACCGAAUCGACUCUGAAGAAUGUCCCUCAAGUGGUCAACGUCCGUGAGCUGAAGAGCAGUGGGUCCCCCCCGACCGUUUCUGCAGCAGCGGGGUCAUCAGUUCCUCAAAGUGCUGCUCAAGGUGUCCAUCAAGUUUUGGCUACCGUGGCAACAAAUCAAGUCAACCAGGGAACCCCGUCAAGCACCCCGAAGAUGCAGGCGCCGCCCAGCUCGGCAGCGGCAUCCAUCAGCCAGACCUCGGUUGGGAAAAAGAAUUCAGGAGCCGCAAAGACCGUCGCAUCUGUCCCCACGCCGGCGGCGACGUCCAUCUCGGCCGCUGCUUCCCAGUUCAACAAAGACUUCACGUUCGCCCCAUCGGGGGCUGGGUUUAACUUCGCUGCGGUGCCUGCUUCUGCUGCGACGCCGGCUUCUUCUGUUUUGGAAGCUACAGCCACCCCAGCAAAAGAGCCGAACCAGCCCGAAGCCUUUCCCCUUGGAGGAGGAAUGAAAUUCGCCUCUGUCCCGGAGACCCCGUUUACUUUCGGGAGUCCCAAGACCCCCAGUCUUUCUGCCUUCGGGAGAACCAGCUCCGGAGACCCUGCUGGCCUGAGCAGCAACGGACAAGCGUCUGAGACUUCCCUUCCCUUCGCGAACACCUCCAAACUGGAGAGCCUUCCCCUCAAACAAGGCGAUCCGGCAAUCCAGGCCUCGGCGGCCGGAGAGACAUUAGGCAGCUUCUCUGGACUGAGGGUCGGCCAAGCUGACGAGAACGCCAAGGCCACUCCGGCUAAGGGACCCUCCACCGGCACAGCCGCCGUGCCACAGCCGCCUGGAUUUUCGGCUGGGAAUGCUCUGUCGGCGAGCAAGCCUGCCGAGGCCAUCCCCGCCACUUUGACCACCACGGCCGGUUCGACGACCAGUGGCAUCUUCGGCAACGUCCAUUUGGUCAGUUCUGGUCCUCCCGGAAUCUUCAGUCUCGCAGCACCGGCGGGCGGUGCCAAGACUCCGUUUGCCUUCGGGGGCCCUCCGGUCAGCGCCCCCCAAGCAUCGACUUCCUUGUCUUCGGCCCCUCCGCCAUCCGCCCCGAGCCUCUCGUUCGGGGGUCUCUUGAGCGCUCCGGCCACGCCGGCUGCCCUUGCGAGUAAGGGAGAAGACGACGUCAGAACGAGCCCUCCUGAGAAGCCGCCUUUGACCGAGGGGACCACAUCGCCCACGGCACAGGUUGACCCCCAGGCGUCCGUCCUGGCCCCUGAGCAGCGUCCAGCAGAAGCGCCCCCUCCCCAUGCAGAGGCGGAAGGAGGAGGGCAGCUUGCGACUGCUUCGGAAGCGGCACCUAGCAAAGACCUGACUCCGGUCUCGGCGCCUGGCGAGCCCAAGGCUGAGGGGCUACUUCCUCCUGAGGGCCCUGCAGAAGAGCAGACGCCGGCCUCCUCAACUCCACCGGCCAUUGGUGCACAACUCACGGAAGCCACUGCCUCCCCUCCAACCACCACCGCGGGCGUGCCAGCCCCAGCCAACAGCACCUCUGCCUUUACCGAAGCAGUCCCGACCUCUUCUGGAUUCACACAACCCUCCGGACUCCCUGCUUCUUCUUCCUCUUCUUCCACCGGCUCGGCCUUCAGCCAGCCCACCACUGCGGGCUUAGCCAACCCUUCUGCUCCCCCCGUCUUCGGUCAGGUCCCCGCGGCAGCCCUCCCGGUCUCUACUCCCUUCGGUCAACCUCCGGCCACCUCUCCGUCUUCCUCGGCCGUCGCCACUGGGUUCAACACCUCGGUUUUCGGGACUGCAGCCACCUCGGGCUUCGGCCAGUCGGCCUUCGGACAAGCCCCCGUUUUCGGCCAGUCCACCCAAUCCAGCGGUUUUACGUUCAACCAGGCCGGCUUUGGAGCGACUCCGGCAUUCGGGCAAGCGCCGUCUUCCACCCCUCCGGCGUCCAGCAGCGGGAACGUCUUCGGGGCAGCGUCCAGCACCAGCACGGCCAGCUCUUUUUCCUUCGGACAGCCUUCGACGGCCACUGGACUUUUCGUUCAAAGCAGCGCUCCUGUUUUCGGCCAGAAUUCCAGCUUUGGACAGAGCGGGGCCAUCUUUGCGAGUCCGGCUUCCAUGACGACCACCACUCCGACGUCUUCGGCCGGAUUCAGCUUUUGUCAAGCUUCCGCGUUUGGUUCCAGCACCCCAAGUACCGUCUUUGGUCAAGCUGCCAACACCAGUGGGAACCUCUUCGGCCAGCCGUCCUCUUCCGGCGGGGGUCUCUUCGGAUCCGGCGGCAGUGGCGGGAGAACGGGGGGCUUUUUCAGCGGCCUGGGGGGGAAACCGAGUCACGAGGCGGCCAACAAGAACCCCUUCGGCUGUACCACCAGCGGUUUCGGGUCCUCAGCCAAUCAAAACACGUCGACUCUUUUUGGAAACAGUGGGGCCAAAAGUUUUGGAUUUGGCACCGCUUCCUUUGGUGAGCAGAAGCCGAUGGGCACCUUCAGCUCCGGUGGAGGAAGUGUGGCAUCCCAAGGCUUUGGAUUCUCCAGCCCCACCAAAACAGGUGGCUUCGGAGCUGCUCCAGUGUUCGGCAGCCCUCCCACUUUUGGGGGCUCCCCCGGGUUCGGAGGGGUGCCGGCAUUCGGUUCAGCCCCGGCCUUUGCAAGUCCUCUGGGCUCGGCGGGAGGCAAAGUGUUCGGUGAAGGGACCGCGGCGGCCAACACGGGCGGAUUCGGCUUCGGCAACACGGCAAGCACGGUCUCCUUCGGCACGCUGGCGAGUCAGAACACCCCAACCUUCGGCUCCCUCUCUCAGCAGUCUACGGGUUUUGGGACUCAGAGCAGCGGCUUCUCCGGCUUUGGGUCCAGCGGAGGAGGAUUUGGCUUCGGAUCGUCGAAUGCAUCCAAUUCUGGAUUCAGCGGCUGGAGAAGCUGAACAGGCAACGGCUCUUUUGCUGUUCUGGGACUUUCCUUUUUUUAAAUGUCGCUUCCUCCAACUUUUUAUACCGAACCAAAACACAGGAAACAAAAAAAAGAAAAAAACCUUCGCAAAAUUGCCUAUUUUUCUUUUUCUUUUCUUUUUUUUUUUUUGUUUCGUUUUGUUAAUGGAAAUGUUGCUCGGCUUCGCUAAAUAAAAGCUAUUUUGUCUGCUGGUCUUUGAA
Messenger RNA from Pantherophis guttatus, 6410 nucleotides. It is a transcript of the gene NUP214, whose product is annotated as nucleoporin 214. NCBI's taxonomy places the organism in Eukaryota, Metazoa, Chordata, Lepidosauria, Squamata, Colubridae. Gene Ontology annotation, molecular function: protein binding; structural constituent of nuclear pore. Gene Ontology annotation, biological process: RNA export from nucleus; protein import into nucleus. The record is from RefSeq and is a predicted model, not a curated record. Gene Ontology annotation, cellular component: nuclear pore.